AUUUUAUAACAAACGGUUACAAAACGCUUUUCAAAGACCAACUCGACCGAUCCAAGGCAACGUGUUCCUUUAAAUCUGGUAUGUUGUCGGCACAUGGUGAAUUUUCUUUAUUUAUUCAAGGGUUUGUUUUGUCUAAUUCUCAGCGAUUUCUUUAUCUAGUACUUUGUUUGCAUGCCCAGGUUAUGCCUGCAUAAAUUUAAGUGCUUUUAUUUGACUUUAAGACAUUAAAGGGAAAUACUAUUAACAAUAAGUCAGCAUGUGCCGACAACGACAUCUUCUCUUGAUGCUGUUGGUUGUUUUUGGGGAGUUAAUUAGAUCGUUACCAUGGAGAUUCGGAGAGCAAUUAAGAUGGCAUGCUGUAAACUGAAGGCUCUCUCUGACAGAAAUAAAAUUGCCCGAUGCUGAGGUUAUUUGGGGCUUCUCGGAAGUCUUAUAUAUUUGUUGCCCUUUGUAUAAGCUUUAUUUAACUAGGAUUUUUUUUUUAGGGUGCUCAUAUUCCAGAUAUAUACUUUAAAUUGCAGUGAUUUUUGGUUGUGGGCUGGCUAUGCAUUCAAAUUUCUAGACAGGGCUUGGUGAAAAGGUGUUAACAUUUCCUGAAAAGUUAAAAACUGGGGGUCCAAUAUGUUGCUCUGCAUUUUUUUUUUUUUUUAGAAACAAAGAAAUUGUUUUUUUCACAUUUAAUUUCUAUAUCUGUAGUAAGUGUUGUGUAGUACCCAACUAUUUUAAAACUGUUGUGUAAAAAAAUAAAAGACAGUACUGCAAAUUGGGAUGUAAGCACAACUAAACACUUUGGGCACUUGCGAAAGCUGUUUUUUUACCAGUUUGUGUUAAAGAACUGGUGUUAACUUUUGGUAGCACUUUGUAUACUGUAAUGUAGAUUUCCUAAUAAAGAUAACAGUCAUAACAAUGCACUUAUGAAUAUACAACGAUAGAUUAUGAAUAUGUAUUCCGGGCGGUCCUAGACGUACCAUUCAUGCCAUUGGUCAAAACUUGUCAUGUUUACAUGUCAUGAUUAUUCAUUAGGCCAAAUAAAACAAAACUUGUUUAGCGUCCAAGCCCGCUUCCGUUUUAGAGGCCGCCUCCUUUAUUUCCCCAUAAAAAUUUAUAACUAUUCAAUUUUUUUUUUUUUUAAGGCCAACCGGUUUCCUUAAAAAGUGUGUCGGCGGCCAUUUUGAACAAAAAUUAAAUAAAAAAAGGGCCCUCCUCCCUCCUUUUUUUUCAAAAAGGCUGGACACUAAACAUGUUUUAUUUUUAUUUGGCCUUAAGCCGUUUGGACUCGCCCAUAAGGCCCCCGUGUAUACGUAUAAAUAGAGUAUAUUUUUUCCUAGUACUAUGGUAGGCAUUAACUGUAAAUGAAAAUGAUGUCCAUAAGCAUUCGAUGACGUCACUACCCCCACCCCCAGCCCACCCUAAGCCCACCCCUACUCCAACCCCACCCCACUCCUACCCUACCCUCACCCCACCCCACCCCACCCUACCCUGUUUAGUCCUUUCAAGUUUUUGUAUCCGUCUGUGCCCAAUUUCAUAGAGUAAUUACUUAAGCAGAAAAUAUUCCUUAAUAAUUCUCUGCUUAGCAGAAAUGAGCAGUAAACCAGUCAUAAAGUGUACGUUUAACACGGUAUUGUGGCUGGUAACCCUGUUCUGGUAAGCAUUGUGUUUAGCUUCUUUUUUGUGCUUAAGCAGCUCUAUGAAAUUGGGCCCAUGUCCUGGCUGUUGUAUAUAUUUAUUACACUUGCAAAGUAAAAAGUUUAAUAAAAGUGUAGUUUAUGGGUAGAUUUUUGUGUGAGGAAAACUUGGUAAUCGUCACCAUAUUUUUUGUGGACUUUGUGUUUUUUCUUCAUGUUAACAUUUUAAAUUUAUGUAAGUUGUUUCCUAAAGGAAUUAGUAUGGUUGGCAUAAUUAUAGCCCUGGCGGCCUUACACUUUCGUAUUAUACAACACAGAGGAAGAGGGUUAGACUUGAUUCAAGUCCCAAUCCCAUGCCAUCCCCAGAAAACUACUGUUCUGUGAUGCUCACUGUACUGUUGGAUUGUAAGUUGGCGUGAUAUAGGGACGUUAAUCAAGUCUAGGCUAGGGUUGGCCGCGAAUCGAUCGUUGGAACUUGUUUCAAUUGUCUAGGAAAAAAAUAUUCGGUUGAUGUAUCUAUUGCAAGAAAGAGGAAGACAGAAUAAGUAAGUUUGUUAUUUUAAAUGGCAAUAGAAACAACAUCUCAACAAUGUACAACCAUUGAAAUAAAGACAGAAAUAAUACCAAGUAAAAGUACUUUCUAUUAAAAAAAAUUAUUUGGAAAAUGUAAGAUGGUAAGAUGGUAAGAUAAGAACUUUAUUAUCCCACUCUGGGGAAAUAAAAAUAACCACAGGGGACAACAAAAAUGAUAACUUCUAUCAUUGAUAUAAUGGCAUGAUGUUCUUCAAAUCUUAUUAUUUUCUGGUUUUCGUUGGGGACCCUCAGAGAAAAACAAUUGCCAAUUUUGUAGCCGGAAAAGGCGAUAAAAAAGUUUUAGAACCGAAAGUUCAGAAGUCAAUGUGCAAAUUCAGUCGAGAAAUUGUACACCUAUGUUAAAUGCUAAAAUGAGCUUAAUAUUAUUUCAAUGCAUAAAUUAUCAGAAGUUUGUUCCUCGCUUUAUACAUGUCUAAUAGUAUCCUAAACUUUGAAUGAAAAAUGAAAAAGGACCUCAGAAUCAUUUCACAUUCUGAUUUUCAAAGUUAGCAAGUUUUGAAAAGUAUGGUGUUUAUGGUGAACUUAUUAUCGUUAAACGUCAAAUACAAACUGCAUGGUAACUGUAUCAAUUUUGCUAAGCAAGAGUUUUCUCUGCUAUCCACGUUUGUGGUAAAGGCUCUAUCAAAACCAUACUUUUGUCCAUUGAGUACUAUAGGUUCGAUGUUGUGUUGAAUUUUGCAAGUAAACUUUUUUUUAAAGAAACUAUAAUUCCCACCAUAGAUUUUGCACGUAGUUUGUUGUUAAAAAGUGUUUGAAAUUAUAUUCGGAAUAUUAAAUGAUUUUCUUGUACUGGUCCACGUUCUAUCGUCAUUGAUGAGAGUGUUUCUGUUUUUACCAGGGAGGGAGGGAUUACUUCUAGAAACUAUAAGGCUCCCCCGUGAGCCUUAUAGUUUCUUGAAGAAGGGAUGGAUAUAAUAUGAUACGGUCCGGCGAUGUGGUGAUCAUGAUAAUCCCUACACGGGCGCGUAACACAGAUGCUAAUUGGUAAAAAUUAAAAAGUACUCAAAAAAAAGUAAUAUUGAAGUCUCUCGGCCUCAGCUCUUGGAAGUCAAUCAAAUAGUUAGGCCUCCUUUCACAGACAACUGUCUUUCCAAUCAGUUUCUUUUCAUUUUUUUUGGCAGGUCAGCAGAAUUCUAAAUAUCGAAAGAAAACACCCGAAAAAUGUUGUUUUUUGGUUACCAAACCGACUUGCUGCCAGUUUUUAUGAGCCACUCCUUAAAUUCCCAAGCCAACCACAUUAGCGCCUAAUAAUUUCAUCAAAUCUCCUCGAAAUUUGAACUAUGUACAACGUCCGCCAGGCUUGGGUAUGAUGCACGAAAUCUAUUAGAUGCAUGCCCUCUACUUCUAGAAAAUUUCACGGUGAGCCUUAUAGUUUCUAGAAGUACAAUGUAGGCCUACAUGCCCUCCAAAAUCUUGAGGUUUGGGGCUUAGUUUUUCGUAUGGAUAGUUGAGAGACGUGUAAAAAGAAUCUGCAAAAGUUGACCGUUGGUUUUGACUAGCGCCCUCUCUUGUAAAAGGUAUGCGGGGGUUUUGUUUUCGUUUAGAAAAACAAAGCCUAAUUUGUUGACGUGCAGCUGAUGUUUUUAAAAAAUGCAUCAACAUUUUAAAAAACAAUUCAAUUUAUCUUUGAAAUGAUCACUUCAAAGAUCAGCAAAAGGGUAUUUGAAGUGUUUACUAUCGCCUCUAACGAUAACCUCAUGUUUAAUUUGAUAACUUGUUACUGACACCAAGUACACGUUUUGAAGUUAAAAUUUCUCAUUCAUAAAGCAAGGGAUUAUUGCAACACUUCACGGGAAAUAUCUGUGAAGGAAUUUGGUGUUUAUUUUGCUGUUUUGCUGUUUUAGGAGGCUCGAAAUGGUUUGGGUAACAGAUGACUGAUGCGUCGUGGAAAACAAACUUUCCUAGAGGACCCCAUCUACCGGCAACAACUCGCCCACUAAAGGACUGACAUCAUCGGCAGGGUAACAAAAUGAGCACCCGGUCGCGCCAUCGCGCUGAAAUCCUCUGCAAGACCUGCGGGCAGGUCCACGAGGCACACGGCAACCACCUGUACGACUACUGUGAGAGCGUCGACGAGGAGUUGACGUGUAAUAUUUGCCUGCAGCCGUUGGUCAGCCCAACGGAUACGAUCUGCGGGCACACGUUCUGUAUUAAGUGCAUCCGCAGUACGGUGCGCAUCCACAAGAUGUGCCCCAUUGACAGGAAGCCGUUGACGAGUCAGGAUUGCAGACCAUCCAGUUUCAUCGUCAAAAGAAUGUUAGACCGCCUUCUCGUCGUCUGUCCCAACACAAGUUACUGCAGCGCCACCAUGCCACGGUGCGAGUUGGAACCCCACCUAACGAGUCGCUGCCCAGGGAACGCAGCGCACUGCUCCAAGGAAGCCCAGGGAUGUACGUGGCAUGGGCCGGCAGAGGCUAAGGAAACACAUGUAUGGGAGUGCCCCUACAGAUCCAGGCCAGUUCCUGUAGGUGUACCGAUUAAGGACGGCACACUCACAACCAUCGAGAUCUUAAGACGGAGGGAGGAGGAGCUUGGGAUCAGCAUCGUUGGGGGGAAUGAGACACCACUGAUUGGUAUUGUCAUUCAAGAAGUCACAGCAGGCGGCAUCGUAGCCAGAGAUGGGCGGAUAGCAGCGGGCGAUCAAAUAGUCCAGGUCAACGACGUUGACCUGAAGGACGUCAGCCAUCAAGUCGCCCGCAUGGCACUCCAUCGAGCCAGGUCCCCGGUACGUCUCACCAUCUACAGGGAGAAAGCGGAGAAUACUAGUCAGCUGGAGAUGUUUAAGAUCAACCUGACCAAAGUGCCUGGCGUUCCACUGGGCAUCAAGAUAGCUGCAAAAAGGAACGAACUGGGUGUUUAUGUUGUGGAAGUGCUGGAGGACAGUGUAGCGUGGUGUGACAGACGACUGAAAGCAGAUGACCUCGUGGUAGAGGUCAACGGUCAGGACCUCAGACAGGCUACACCGGACAGAGCGGCACACGCUAUCAAUGAUGCAGGUGACCGCAUUAAGUUGGUGAUCCUUCGUCACGCCAGACCCCCUGAGGAUUCCCAAGACUCUGAGGCCAUGCAAGCCUUGCUCAAUGAGUUCCCCUCAGAAGCAAUCUCACGCGAGUCCUCAGCGCUCAAGACACGGCAGGAGAAACUCAUCAAUAUCAAAAAGGGGAGCAAAGAGAGCCUUGGGAUCAGCGUCAGCGGGGGAAGAGGGGGACCCAGAGGGGACGUACCGGUAUUCGUCACCAAUGUACAAGCAGAUGGAUGUGUUGGUCGCCAGGGACAGUUGAAGAAAGGAGACAUUAUCCUGACAGUGAACGGCACCAGUCUAUGGAACAUGUCCCACACGGACGCAGUCAACAACCUGAAAGCUAAUGCCAAUUCCAAAGCAAUCACACUCAAAGUGCUAGAGGGAGACAGGGCACUAGACGGCUCGACUCGUUACUCCCCGUCAUGGUUAACGUGGCUCACUCUUCCUCAGUUUUGCCAGAUUCAGAGUAAACUCUCUCUGGAGAAAGACUCCUCACCGAGUCUAGGGUUCAGCGUCGUCGGGGGAUGUGACUGCACCCAUGGCAACCAGCCCAUCUUCGUCAAGACCCUGGUGCCCAAUGGUGCGGCUGGACGCAGUGGAAGCCUCAAAUGCGGCGACCAAAUCCUGAAAGUGAACAACGAGUGCCUGACCAAUAUCAACCACACGAAGGCAGUGUCCAUCCUCAAGAACACGCCCGGCAGGGUACAUCUCACGGUGGUGUCGUGGCCCGGAACGGCCGUCUGACAAAUCGCAGUUCUUAGUCUUUGUUUAACCUCCUUAGGGCAUAUCCUAGCUAUGGCUAUGACUGUGUGUUGCCAAGGACGUCCUAUACUUCAAUGCAUGGUGAUGCAGAAAUCUAGCCGCAGCCAUAUCUGUAGCCGCUAAUUUCGGACACAGCCAUAGAUCGAUAAAAUUUAGUCCAUGUUUGUUUGGUAACCCGCCUGACAGUUGAGGGAUGAACAAUGUAUAGAAAAGGCACCAGUCUUUUUACAGACUGAUUUUGAAACAAAUCGCUCUCUCGUCACAGCAGGAAUGUAUUUGAACAUGUUUCAACAUUUGUCUGGUACCCUGAAAUCCAUCAAGCAGAGAUUUUGCGCAGAGAGCUAAAACUAUCUUUCGCCACCCGAGGGCAGUGGUUGACGAACAGAUAUCACUGAGGUUUAGUUUAUUGUAUGUACCUGUACCUACAUUUGUGUACACUGUACUCGGAUGCCCUCAGUUCUGCAAUGGUUUUCCAAAGGUGAUGUUCUUCCCGGUCGGACCCUGUGUUACCCUUUUGAACCACCCCUGCGCUUUCCCCCACCCCUGUUCACUUCUAUACGUAUGUGUACCUCUUGAUGGUACCGACGUGGCACCCAGAAUGGGUUCUUGUCGGCCUACACACAGGACCUCUGAUUGUUCCUAGUAUGACUCUAAUGACAUCCAUCAAGCAGAGAUUAUGCGCAAGGAGCUAGAACUAUCUUUCACCACACAGUGAGACUGUACACCUGAUGGCACCCAGAGGCACCCUGUAGUCGCCCUGAUCACCCUGAGACUACAUUUAUGGGCUCCCUUGUUGUACCCUUUAUCCUUUCUUAAGGUACCUAGUAUGUCUUCCCUGAUGGUACCCAAUGUCUCCCAGAAAUGUGUGUCCCUGCAGUGGCACGCUGUUCCCCAGAUUACAUCUUGUGUUAAACCUCUUCUUCCUAAAAAAAAACAGCAUGCCCCUGGAGGCGACCUGUUUACCCCGAUGGUGCGCUUUGUUCUCCUUUGUGACGCCUAGUUUACCCGAAAUGUAUCCCAGCCUAUCCUAUGGAGACAUCAUGUGUUGCUUUAAAGGCACCUUAUGUUUCCCCGAUUGGAUCCCUGUGUGAGAGGAGAAUACACACCCCUCCUUGAUGGCACCUAGUUUAGCCCAGAUGUCAUCCAGCAUGGCCCAAGGACAAAUGUGGUUAUCUUUGUUGCGCCUCAUGCAGAUUGGCACCCUGUAAAAGGAGGACACACCCAAGGGAAGCUAGAUUAGCCCAGAUACCAUCCAGCAUGUCCCAAGGACAAAUGUGGUUCUCCUAGUUGUGUCUCAUGGUUCCCGGAUUGGCACCCUGUAAAAGGAGGACACACCCAAGGGAAGCUAGAUUAGCCCAGAUGUUAUCCAGUAUGUCCCAAGGACAAAUGUGGUGCUCCUAGUUGUGUCUCAUGGUUCCCGGAUUGGCACCCUGUAAAAGGAGGACACACCCAAGGGAAGCUAGAUUAGCCCAGGUGUUAUCCAGUAUGUCCCAAGGACAAAUGUGGUUCUCCUAGUUGUGUCUCAUGGUUCCCGGAUUGGCACCCUGUAAAAGGAGGACACACCCAAGGGAAGCUAGAUUAGCCCAGAUGCCAUCCAGCAUGGUCCAAGGACAAAAUGUGGUUCUCCUAGUUGCGCCUCAUGUUGGCACCCGGUGAUUCCCAAGGAGGACACACAAUCCCACCCAAUGGCACCCAGUUUACCCCAGUGUGCAUGUAAUGUAUCUGCAGGUUUAGCCCAGUUCCCCCUUCCGAAACCCAAGUAGUGCUUCCUGUGGUCAAGAAACUCGCACUCUUAACGCCUGCAAUGGACCAUAGCCUUUCAUACUCCCAAAUAAAAAAAUUAUUCUUCUACAACAGUAACUUAUUUUCGCACAUAAAGGAACCCUAAUUAUGCCAAACAUGCCUAAAUCUGAAAGAACAAAAUUUGAAUAUGCAAAUUAUUUUAUUAUUUGCAUAUUUUUUUACUGAAUAUUCAUAGUUUUUCCUAAUGGGAAAAAAACCUGUGUAAUGUUGAUGGUUUCACUGAUUUAAAUAAUUUUAAUAUGCCACAAAGUUUCUUCCCGGGUGAAAACUCUGUGCUGUUUGCCGACUGAUGAAAUCAGUUGCUAUUACUUUCAAAAUGAGAUUUUUUUUCUCUGUGUAAAAAACUCUGUAUUUAUUGUUGACGAUUCUGAGCUUUCUUCGUCCAGUUUUGUUCUGUAUAAAAAGAUGUAUUUGCAAUUCUUUCUCCGCUGAAAAUAUUGAAUAUCUGUAAAAAGAGUACUCUGAUGAAUAACUGAAUUAAUUUUUAUGAAUGUUAAUGUUAUUAUUUUCAUGAAUAUUCAUGUCUAUGUUUUCUGUGCUAAUAUUAAUGACUGCAUCAAUGCACUCAUAUUGGAUUGUACACUAUUGAUAUUGAUAUGAAUUAUUUGGAUGCAAAUUGUCCUUUUACUUAUCAGCUUAGCAAAAAUGUCCGAUCUUUCUCCGUCAUGGAGUAAGUUGACAUCAAGUCUUAUACAGUUUUGGUAGGGAAAAAACAUUGCUUAAUUUUAGUCUUUCGGGUAUGAAGUCAUAUUUGAGAAAACUAUUUGAAAGCCGAAGUAUGUGCAACAGUUGAUUUGGGGUGUGACAACCCACAGUGUGUUUAAAGGCAGUGGACACUAUUGGUAAUUACUCAAAAUAACUAUUGCCAUAAAAACUUACUUGGUAGUAUA
Asterias rubens (European starfish) is the source of this 8696-nucleotide messenger RNA. RefSeq names its product ligand of Numb protein X 2-like. NCBI's taxonomy places the organism in Eukaryota, Metazoa, Echinodermata, Asteroidea, Forcipulatida, Asteriidae. The coding region runs from base 4189 to 5985 and encodes 598 amino acids. The record is from RefSeq and is a predicted model, not a curated record. The transcript is spliced from 12 exons. Gene Ontology annotation, molecular function: protein binding; zinc ion binding.